This is a messenger RNA of Colletotrichum tamarilloi, 936 nucleotides long. RefSeq lists its product as uncharacterized. The coding region runs from base 1 to 936 and encodes 311 amino acids. The record is from RefSeq and is a predicted model, not a curated record. Gene Ontology annotation, biological process: regulation of DNA-templated transcription. Lineage: Eukaryota; Fungi; Ascomycota; Sordariomycetes; Glomerellales; Glomerellaceae. The transcript is spliced from 2 exons.
AUGUGGAAGCGAUUCCCUGAGGUGAUUAGCUUCGACAAUACCUACAACACCAAUCGCUUUAAGCUCCCUCUCUUCCAGGCUACUGGGCAGACCUGCCUUGGAUCUGUCUAUAACGCCGCGUUCGGCCUUGUUGAUAACGAGAGACUAGAGGGUUUCCGGUUUCUCUCGGCAAGCAUCCGCCAACUCAUGGACCAACACUCAGUCCGUUACCCCACUGUUAUUAUUACAGACUACGACAAGCAGAUGAAGGCUGCACUGAACGAGCAGUUCCCGGACGUUCAGCAACAACUCUGCAUCCACCACAUCAACUCUAACGUUAUGCUCAGGGCUAAGCAGAAGUGGGUUAAGGACCGCAGCUGUAGCAGUAAUAGCAGUGGGUCUGAUGACGAGGGAUAUCAGCUACCAACACAAGCAAUAGCUACGCUGAGUGAUGAGGAUGAGGCCUAUAUCAACACGCCUAUUGAUGAGCCCCCCCCUCAUACGUAUCGUGGGGUCCUUAUGAUGUGGAAGCUUGUUGUUUUCGCUGAGACUGAGCACACUUUCGAGAAAGCCUGGACUAAGCUCUGUAAAGAGUUUAACGACCAACGCCCAAUCCUCCAGUACCUCCACGCAACAUACCUACCUUUAAGAGCACAGUGGGCCCGUUGCUUUAUCCGAAAAUACCAGAACUUUGGUACUCGCGUCACCUCUGGCACUGAGUCAAGCAAUAACAACAUUAAGGGUUAUCUCUUAAAUGGUCUUAGUCACCUGUAUCGGCUUGUCGACGUCAUGCAGGACAUGAUCAGCGAUCAGGAGCUACGCUUUCGCCAGGCCUGUGCAGAGGACGAGGUGCUUACAGGCCGGGAGCCGGCUUGCAAAGAAGGCAAUGCCUUCUGGCAAGAGGCCAUUCCCAGACCCCCUCGGAUCCUGUGGUCCAGACUGCACUGUUUCGAUUGA